Molecule: messenger RNA, 2096 nt
Organism: Vanrija pseudolonga
Lineage: Eukaryota; Fungi; Basidiomycota; Tremellomycetes; Trichosporonales; Trichosporonaceae
Product: Beta-1,2-xylosyltransferase 1
Exons: 5
Coding region: 103-2040 (645 amino acids)
Source: RefSeq, a predicted model, not a curated record
CCACCACCACCACCACCACCACCCAUCUUCCUGACCACCUGAUUUUCCGUUUCAUCGUCGUCCACCAACACAUCUCUUGCACCAAAAACCUCACCCCUCGCCAUGCUGGCACUGCGGCGCAUCCGCCUGCGUCUGUCAAAGAGCACGGUACUCCUCUCGGCCGUCCUCGUCACCUUCUUCCUCGUCGUCUAUCUGUCAGAUUCGGGCCGGGGUACAAGGCACGCUACUGCCCAGGCUGGCAAAGGCAGUCCCAAGGGUGCCGUGGACGAGCUCGACGACUACGACGACGACAGCCAGCGCACGUUCAAGUGGAACAUCUUCAAGCCCGACCCCAUUAUCGCAAAGGGCUUGACGUACUCUGCCGACGGUCUCGUGCAUGGCUGGGACAAGAUCCACGCCGCGCUUGUCCGCUCCAAAGCCGCAACGUCGGACAAGCACCCUAUUCGCGAGCUCAUGAAGGAUGGCCGCAAGCGAUAUGACAGCAUGCUUAAGCGGCAAUCCAAAACGCUCACUCAGGCGGUGGCAGAGUACAAGAAGCGGUAUGGGCGCCAGCCGCCGCGUGGCUUCGACGCGUGGUUCCAGUGGUGCAAGAAGAACAAUGUCAAGAUUAUCGACGACUAUGACCAGAUCAACCGCGACAUCGAGCCGUGGCUAGCACUCUCUCCGGAGGAGUUCAAGAAGCGUGUCAACAAAAUUGGCGAAGAGCCAACGCACCGAUACAAGAUCGUGCUGCGGCCCAACGGCAAGUCGACCCUCACGGGCGACCGCGAGGACUACCCCCGCCCGAAUGAGCAGUUCAAGCAGCUCCUUCCGCUGGUGCCAUAUCUGCCAAACGACGUGACGCUGUGGUUCUCAGACCACGACAUGGCCAACUGGAUCCUCCCAGCCGACUACCGCCAGGCGGCUCUGGACGCUGUGGCAAAGGGCACGUACCUGACUCCCAAGGAGCUUCAGAAUCUCGAGGACGGGGACGACCAUGAUUCUGAGGGCAAGCAGAUGGGCCUGCUGGCCUCGUGCGCCGAGGACUCUCCUGCACGCCAGCUCACCAACUCGGCGUACGAGGGCCUCAAGGAGGGCAAGUUUGACCCAGUCCCCAGGACCGAAACAACAUUCAUGUUCGACCCUGCCGGCAGCAUGGACUACUGCAACUACCCGCAGCUGCUCAAGCUCCAUGGCGCAUUCACGUUCCCGUUCCGUCGCGGGACUCAGCUCCGGCCCCUGCUCCACCUGUCCAAGCUGUACCAGAACGGUGACAUGAUGAUCACCCCUCUGGAGGCGUACUGGAACCACACAUCGGCACUGGGUGUCGGCCAGACCUCGGAUUGGUCGGAAAAGACGAUCGACAAGCUGUUCUGGCGUGGCUCCACCACUGGCGACGCGUACACACAGCCCAAGGACGGCCGUCCCGCCUUUGACUGGCGCCUGAGUCACCGCCCACGGCUCCACUUCUUCGCCAACCGCGAGGACGGUGAGACCAGCGUCUGGGUCGAGCGCGACAAUCAGCUUCUCCCCGAGGAGUGGAGCAACCAGCAGCUCAACAAAAAGUACUUUGACAUUAAGCUGUCUGGCCGGCCUCACCAGUGCGAUCCCGAUGGCACUUGCGACGAGAUGGCCAAGGAGAUCAAGUUUGGGAGCCGUGUCGAGCCCGAAGAGGCGAUCAAGUACAAGUAUGUGCUUGACGUUGACGGCAACGGCUGGUCGUCGCGUUUCCAUCGUCUGCUGGCGUCGGGCAGUGUUGUGUUCAAGUCGACAAUCUACCCCGAGUGGAUGUCGGACUGGCUCACACCGUGGGUGCACUAUGUGCCCGUGCAGAUCGACUACUCGGACGUGUACGACAUCAUGUCGUUCUUUGUUGGACCACCCGACGCGUCGGGACCGGGGCUCAACGACGACCUCGCAAAGGAGAUUGCGGCCAACGCCAAGAAGUUUACGACCGAGCUGUGGCGCUGGGAGGACAUGCAGGCGUACAUGUUCCGCUUCAUUCUCGAGUACUCGCGCCUGGCGUCCGACGACCGCGACGGAUAUGUGUACCGAGGCUGAGCCAGACGGACACUACAUUAGAGUAACCUGGGUCCGGGGUAUCGUAGAGAUUGUGG